AUGGCAAACCUUGCGGUAUGGAGUACAUAUUGUUCAUCCACCUGUCUGUGUCCGUCAAUCAACCUGAAUGGCUUGAAGAACCUGCAAUCUCCGGUGUUGAAGAAUAUCAGCAUGCAGCCCUGCGGCACAUCCCAGUUGACCUCUCAUCCAACAGAGAUGUACUCCCGCGGAGCCCUGGUUCUGCCCAUCAAAAGCACCUCGUCCAAUCCGGAAACCGCGUAUCCCCACGCUCUGAUCUCUGCCACAAACCGGCUUGCGGAGCGCUUUCCAUGUUGCGUCCCAUCCCACUACAUCCCGCCACAGUUUGUCCCUCCUCGACCCCGCUGUCAAAAGGACGGAUGCCAGAAAAAGCAAGCAAGAGUCAGGACCACUGCUAAUCCCUUGAUCCAGUGA
This is a messenger RNA of Aspergillus chevalieri, 393 nucleotides long. RefSeq lists its product as uncharacterized. Bases 1 to 393 code for a protein of 130 amino acids. The record is from RefSeq and is a predicted model, not a curated record. The transcript has a single exon. NCBI's taxonomy places the organism in Eukaryota, Fungi, Ascomycota, Eurotiomycetes, Eurotiales, Aspergillaceae.